GGAGGAUUCACCAACAUGGAAUUUAUUCGUUCGCCUAGUCUGUGGUCAAAAUUUCUAAAACGCAAUGGGUACACAAUUCACGAAUGCAUUGGUGCUGGCAGCUUCGGAGAUGUUUUUGCAGUGACGAAAGAAGUUACUGGUGUACGACUCGCCAUGAAACGCCUGGUGUCCCGAGGAAGUAUCUCAGAUGACACAUACGCCAUGACAGAGAUAAAUGCUCUGUUGACAUUUGAUCAUUUGAAUAUUAUUGGUCUAGAAGAAUUCUUCAUGUGGAACAGUUUAGCCUGUGUUGUUCUAGAACUUGCUCCGUGUGGUAAUCUUGAAGUGAUGAUUCUAGAACGUGACAGAAAAGUGAAAGACAUAUUUAUUCAAAUAUCCUUUCGCCAGUUGCUAUCCGCUGUGAAUUAUUGUCAUGGUCUUGGUUACGCCCAUCGAGAUAUCAACCCUAGUAACAUCCUCAUUUUCAACGAUAAUCUUGUGAAACUGGCGGAUUUUGGUCUGUGUGUUCAAUGCAUUGACGAGAAUACCAGGGAGUCUAUUAUGUGUUCGGACUAUUUAGGGCACGAAGCUUUCCUGGCGCCUGAAGUGAAACUGCAGAAGCCCUUUAAUCCAAUAUCUUCAGAUGUUUGGAGUCUUGGAUGUGUUCUGUUUUUCAUGUUAAAUAGAGGGAAUCCACCGACUAAUGUAUCUGAUCCUUCUAAGAUGACAGACAUCAUUGAAAAAGUUAUGGAUCAAAAUGCUUUUAAAUCUGUAUGUUUGAUUAUGCUAAAAAAUUCUUUAUGUACAAGAGCUUUGAAACGACCACAUGUCUCUCAGUUGAUAUCAUUUUGGACCUAUUAA
Molecule: messenger RNA, 840 nt
Organism: Candidula unifasciata
Lineage: Eukaryota; Metazoa; Mollusca; Gastropoda; Stylommatophora; Geomitridae
Source: the annotation of a GenBank genome assembly